AUGAGGGGCUCCAAACCCAGCCCAGGGUACUCUGAGGAGGAAAGACACACCCUGGGCCAGGAAGGUGGAGAGAGCUUUAGCCAGAGCUCAGAGCUGGAGGUCUGUGAGAAGCUUCAUGAUGGGGAGCAGCCCUACAAGUGCUUGGAGUGUGGGGAAUGUGGGAAGGGCUUCAGCUACAGAUCCACCCUUGUGACCCACCAACGCAUCCACACUGGGGAGAGGCCCUAUGAGUGUCCUGAGUGCCAGAAGAGGUUUCGGAUCAGCUCAGAUCUCCUCAGACACCAGCGGAUUCACACCGAUGAGAGGCCCUUCUGCUGCCCAGAUUGUGGGAAGGGCUUCAAGCGCAAUUCCCACCUCAUCACCCACCAGCGCAUCCACACUGGGGAGAGGCCCUACGAGUGCUGCAUGUGUCAGAAGAGGUUUCAGACCAGCUCAAAUCUCCACCUGCAUGAGCGGAUUCACAAUGAGGAGAGGUCCUUCCGCUGCCCCGACUGUGGGAAGGGCUUCAAGCACAACUUCACCCUCGUCAGGCACCAGCGCAUCCACACUGGGGAGAGGCCGUAUGAGUGUGCCACGUGUGGGAAGGGAUUCACCCAGAGCACUGGGCUGGUGGUCCAUAAGCAGCUUCAUGAUGGGGAGAAGCCCUACAAGUGCUUGGAGUGUGGGAAGAGCUUCAGACGGAGCAGCACCCUGAUCUGCCAUCAGAUGAUCCACACUGGGGAAUGGCCCUACGAGUGUGGGGAGUGUGGGAAGGGCUUCAGCUACAGAUCCACCCUUGUGACCCACCAACGCAUCCACACCGCGGAGAGGCCCUAUGAGUGUCCUGAGUGUCAGAAGAGAUUUCGGACCCGCUCCAAUCUCCUCAGGCACCAAAGGAUUCACACUGAUGAGAAGCCCUUCCUCUGCCCUGACUGCGGGAAGGGCUUCAAGCAAAACUCCCACCUCAUCACCCACCGGUGCAUCCACACUGGGGAGAGGCCCUACAAGUGCCGCACCUGUCAGAAGAGGUUUCAGACCAGCUCAAAUCUCCGCCUGCAUGAGCGCAUUCAUACAGAGGAGAGGCACUUCUGCUGCCCUGAUUGUGGGAAGGGCUUCAAGAACAACUUCACCCUCGUCAGGCACCAGCACAUCCACACUGGGGAGAGGCCCAACGAGUGUCCCCACUGUGGGAAGAGCUUCACCCAGAGCUCUCACUUGACCAGACACCAAUGGAGUCACUGGUAA
Passer domesticus (house sparrow) is the source of this 1224-nucleotide messenger RNA. Its product is annotated as zinc finger protein 23-like. Gene Ontology annotation, biological process: regulation of transcription by RNA polymerase II. The record is from RefSeq and is a predicted model, not a curated record. Gene Ontology annotation, molecular function: RNA polymerase II cis-regulatory region sequence-specific DNA binding; DNA-binding transcription factor activity. NCBI's taxonomy places the organism in Eukaryota, Metazoa, Chordata, Aves, Passeriformes, Passeridae. The transcript has 4 exons. Bases 1 to 1224 code for a protein of 407 amino acids.